AUGGGAGCGGGCUCGAGUCAACCCGCGCAUCAGCAGCAUCGUCGGUCACAGCCAGCCAGGCCGCCGCAGUACUACCUGCCCGUCCCCUACUCCGUCCCCGCAGGCGCCGUUCCGCAAGCCCCGUACGGCCAUGCGCCAUACCCCUAUGGAUACGCGUACCACCCGCAGGCCGGCGGCGGAGUGCCUCCCUCUCCGUGGCAGCACAACCCGCACUAUCCGCCUCCUCCGCCCGCCGCGCCAUGGUACGGCGGAUAUCCCGGGCACGCGCCGCCGCCAUACCAGGUCCCCGUUCCGCCGAUGAUGCCGGUGCCGCCUCCGCCUGUGGUAGCGGAGCCGCAGCAAGCGGUGACGAUAAGGAACGAGGUGAACGUGAAGCGCAGCUCGCUGCGGUUGCUGCGCGACCCGGCAGAUCCCAGCAAGCACCUCGUCGCCUUCACCUUCGAUGCCACCGUCAGCGGCAGUGUGAGCGUGUUCAUCGCGGCGCAGGAGGGCGAGGGGUGCAGCUUCAGGGGAGUCUAUCCGCAGGUGCACACACCAACGGUCGUGCGCUUUUCCAAGGGACUCGGUCAGAAGUUCGUGCAGCCGUCAGGAACGGGCGUCGACCUCUCGUGCAUCCCGGAGGAGCAUCUCUUUAGGGUUUCAGGCACCAGCCCCGUGUAUCCGCUCGUUAUUCGCACUCGCGUCGAGCCCAGAAGCUCGAAAUCCGCGGCGGUAGCGUCUCAGAAUAGUAGCGGUAGCAGCGGUGUCAGUAACGUUCAGUCCAGCGCGCCCGCGAGCGCGUCGUCGUCAGAGCCGUGCUCCGCCGGCAGCAGCCAUGGCGUAGAAUCAUGCGACUCGGAUCCAGGCGCUCCGCUGCCCACGUCGGUGCAGUCUCAGAUGACCUACGCUGUGUUUGAGAAGGCCGCUGUAACGCGUACGGAGAAAGAGGGAGAAGGGGAGUCGGUGGAGGGCGAUAAGGGGGGGAAGGGCACAGGGGAGCUGCCCGGGCUGUACGUGGUGCGGCCGGUGAAGCAGAAGAUCUGGGUGGAUGGCACCAGCUACGAGGUGCAGUGCAUGUGUGCGGACUGUGCCAAGGUGCUGCGCUACCAGACCAACAAGUGCCCCAUCUGCCGCCAGCCCGUGCAAUCAUUGCUCGAAAUCCGAGUGCCGCCCAGACUGCCCUCGCUGGACGGGCCUGAGCCGACUUCCCCUGAGGCGCAGGGAGAAGCAGCGGCGGCGGGGAGGCAGGGGCAUGGAGAGGCGCGUGCAGGGCCUCCACUGGCAGGGUCGGAUGGCCGUGCCGAUCCUAGGUCAGCAGCGGCUCUUGCGGGCAGUGGUGCUGCUGAGGAAGGAGGUUCCCGGGGGCAUGGUGAGGCGAGCAGAGGUGUGGAUGCAGCGGCAGGGAGGAGCGCAGGUGUGAGGGGCGGCGGUGGAGGAGAGGGGCCGGGUGGCAGUGCUGAUGUGGCGGGGUUGGCUGAUCAAGUAGACUCGCUUCUGUUGGGUACAGGUAGUGGCAGAUGA
Molecule: messenger RNA, 1500 nt
Organism: Closterium sp. Naga37s-1
Lineage: Eukaryota; Viridiplantae; Streptophyta; Zygnematophyceae; Desmidiales; Closteriaceae
Source: the annotation of a GenBank genome assembly